Messenger RNA from Anguilla rostrata (American eel), 3586 nucleotides. Its product is annotated as rho GTPase-activating protein 40. The transcript has 15 exons. Gene Ontology annotation, cellular component: cytoplasm. NCBI's taxonomy places the organism in Eukaryota, Metazoa, Chordata, Actinopteri, Anguilliformes, Anguillidae. The coding region runs from base 629 to 2644 and encodes 671 amino acids. Gene Ontology annotation, molecular function: GTPase activator activity. Gene Ontology annotation, biological process: regulation of small GTPase mediated signal transduction; signal transduction; regulation of actin filament polymerization. The record is from RefSeq and is a predicted model, not a curated record.
AUUCUUCAUGUGAGCAUUUCAGAAAGGAGGAAUUGGGCCCGACUGAACCAGCUGCUCAUGACCUCAUCGCUGACUGCUUGUGCAGAGUGUAAGAGCUGCUCUGUGUCUGCACUCUGAUGCGUAUGAAAUAGCCUCCUCAACACUCAGCUAAGCAAUACUGGGCACAUGAAAUCCCUGAAGUUUGUCUCUCUUAUAGCACUUUAAGUAAAAAUAAACUGUCUCCAUUGGACAAGCAGCGUGCUUUGUCAUCACGCGUGUGAAACUGACGCAUUUGUGAUGGUCUGGCUGUUCACAUUUAUACGUUUACAGGGGAAGCUUUGGGGAAGUUCUGAGCUGAGUUUCGAAUCUGAGCCAUUUUCCUUUGUGUUUUUGUUUGAACUUAUUUUGCCGUUUGAGCAGUUUUCUGGUAUGGGGGGCGGAGGUCAGGGGCGUGGGCCUGAUAUUUGGGGGUGUGUCUGGUCUGCUGAGGGAGGUGGGAAGCGCUGACGAGCGACGGCAAGGCGUCGGCUCGGCCACUUCCUGCUCUGUCACUCUGAGCUCAGCGCCUUAGCGAGCGGCACCGAUUGGCUACACCCUGGAGGGCACGUAUCCCAGGGUCCUCUGGCGCACGCAGCCCGAUCGCCAGGCCAUGGGGGGCAGGCAGGAGCUCCAGCACAGGACGCGUACAUCCAGACUCCUCAGCUUUAACCCCCGGAUGAGAAGGACCAGGCUCCAGAAGCGACCCCCCCGCUUUCCCUUCAGUGUGCGGGCCAGGCUCGCCCCCACCCUCAGCGCCAGGGACCCCAGCCCCACCGAGAUGAACGUGGAGCCCUGGGCCGGCCCCCAAGACCAGUCCUCCGCUGAGCACGCAUCGGCCCCCGAGCGCCCUGACGAGCUGUGCCUGGACUCCUUCUGGAGCGAAGUGGAGCGCAUCCGCCAGGGGAGCGGCGACAGCGAGCCAGAGGCCGGCCGCCGCGACUCCCGCCAGUCUGAGGACGGGGAGCAGGAGGAGCAGUGGCUGCAGGAGGCGGGGCUGUCUCCCCUGAUCAGUGAGGACAGCGCGGACGUGGAGAGCGCCGUUCUGCUGUCCACCCUGACGCGCACGCAGGCCGCCGCCGUGCAGAGGCGCCUGGACUCCUACACCUCCUCCCUGCGCAAGAGGAACAAGCCGCCCCCCCGCGACGUCCGCGACAUCUUCACACAGACGACUCUGCCCGAAUCCCAGGACUACGAGCAGCUGGCCCCACAGAGCAGCAUGGAGACCGCGCGGAAGACAGGGAGCACGGAUCAGCAGGGCAGGACGCUGAAGGAGGAGAUCUUCAUCACGGACGUGGCGUACUGCGAGCAGGCCGUCAUCCUGCUCAAGCAGGCCGAGCUGCCGCAGAACCACGGCCGCCGCAAGAGGGACGACGGGACUCUGCCUAGGGUGGUGUCCCCGCAGUGCCGGCUGGGUGUGACCCGGGUCGAGGACCUGUCUCAGCAGGACAUGAAGAAGGUGAGGCAGCUGGCUCUCAUCGACAUGACGGCCCUGUGUGACCUGCUGGAGCUCGACGUGAAAAGACAGAAGACCUGCAAGAGAAAGAUCCCAGAUAGUGCUCUUUUUGGGGUUCCCCUGGCCAUGCUGCUGGAGAACGAUCAGAAGAUCAAGGCCAGCACCCCUGUUCCUCUCAUCCUGCAGGCACUCCUGUCUUUCCUGGAGAAAAAGGGUAUUGACUCUGAGGGUAUCUUGCGAGUUCCAGGAUCCCAGACCAGGAUAAAGGUGCUGCAGCAGAAGCUGGAGAACACCUUCUACAGCGGCGGCUUCAGCUGGGACGAGGUCAGCCCAAACGACGCCGCCGCGCUCCUCAAGAAGUUCAUCCGCGAGCUGCCGUCCCCGCUGCUGACCGCCGAGCACCUCAGCGCCUUCAGCGCGGUCCGCGACAUUCCAGAGCUGAAACAGAAGCUGCACGUGCUGAACCUGCUGGUCCUCCUGCUGCCAGAGACGAACAGGAACACCCUGAAGGUGCUGCUGGAGUUCCUGAGUAAGGUGGUGUCGCGCGAGCGGAGGAACCGGAUGAACCUGUGGGCCGUCUCCACCAUCAUGGCGCCCAACCUGUUCCUGCACAAGGCGCUGCCCAGCCGGCUGACGGACGGGGUGGAGCGCGGCCAGGCGGAGAGAGCCGCCGACAUCAUGAGGCUCCUGAUCCGCUACCAGGACCUGCUGUGGACCAUCCCCAACUUCCUGAUGAGCCAGGUGCGCAAGCUGAACGAGACCAGCAGCCGCCGCUACCAGUUCUACGACAAGCGCAUCAAGAACCUGCUGAGGAAGAUCCACGCGGACAGCAGGGACAAGCCCGACAAGAACGCGUCCGAGCCCUGCCGCACGGUGAAGGUCCAGGUGGGCGGGGUCCUCAGCAGCUCCAUGGAGGUGCGGCUCAACGUCAACUCCCGCGCCUCCGACCUGCUGGCCCGCGUGCAGCAGGAGCUGUGCGCCUCCGACAACGGCAAGGGCCCGCUGAGGAGAAACGGCUCUGUUGCCCUUCCUGACUGUGCUGUUUACGAAGUGGGUGGAAACAUCGGGGAGCACUGCCUGGACCCCGAAACGCACCUCCUGGACCUGAACAACACCAACCCCGGUGGGGAGUGGGUCAUCCGGCUUAAACCUCCCAACAGCAGGGGGCUCUAGAGAGCAAGGAGACUUCCCGCUCCGCCCCCACCCCCCUGGGACCUGUCACCGGGACGUUUGACACGCCCCCCCCCACCCCCCUCACCUCCCGGGGAGCAUUCAGCUGGCCUUGUUGCUCUGGGGCAAAUGAGGGGGGGGGUGGGGUCAUUUUUUGGGGCGGAAAAGGUCUCUGUCAAACACAAGGGAGCAGAACUCAGACGGGCUCCGCACAUCCCUGACCAGCUUCUUCAGUCUGUUAGAGCAGACAGCUCUUUACCCUCAUACACACACCCUUACACGUGUGCACACACACACACACACACACACACACACACCCUUACACACACACACACACACAAACACACACCCUUACACACACACACACACACACACAAACACACACCCUUACACACACACACACAAACACACACCCUUACACACAACACACACACACACACAAACACACACCUACACACACACACACACACACACACACACACACACACACACAUACAUCCUUACACACACACACACUAACUCACCAUACACACAGAACGGCUGACUUAUGGGGACCUGACGGACAGACCGGUGUGUUGACCUCAGCACUUAAUGUCAUCCUUGGAGGGACGCGCCUCUUUACAGGGACCUGACCCGAGGAAGCUGGCCUUCCUCCCCCUCCUUCAGUUUUUGCCGUCUGAAGGACUGAAGAGCAAACGUGCUGGGAUGCUGCGUUGAGCAAUGCGCUGUAUAUGGCUGAAUCCUCGUGGUCAUGCGCGUUUUUGCUAAUGAAACUAGAGCGAUUUGUGAAGACUCACCUUGCUUUGCAGAGCACGUUUUAUUUUAGACAUCGCUCUGCAUAUCUUUUUGUAUAUUACUCAGAAAAAACUUUCAGAGUUUCAUCAUGAUGCAUUUUAAUUAAUGUUGCAACUACAUAUAUAAAUGUACAAUUUCUGAAGUAAGCAA